CAACUUCAUCAGCAAAGAUAAGCGUGCGGGACGUCAGGAGCGCGCCGGCUUUGACUGCAGGUAACAACGCAUCUUUUAUGUGCGGACUGGAGGCGGAGGCAGUUUUGGGGUGGGGUGGACCAGAUGAUCCGGUUUCGCAGGGAAAUAACACGCAGUGGUUCACCGCAUGUUGCACCACCAUACAGCGCUCUUUUCUGGAGGACCCUGUGCAUUGGGACAUGCCGUGACAAUGGAGAUAGUUCAUCUCUCAUGUUGAUGGAUCUAUCAAGAUCAGAAGCAAUGGAUGAUGAAACAUCCAGAAACUACUUGCUAAUCACUUACUGGUAAUAUAAAUGAAUGUCUUGUGCCAACACAACACUGGAUACUAUAUGAAGUCAAAAUUAAUGAAUAGCCAAUGAACAGCCUACAAAGUGAUUUCAACAGAAGCUUAUGGACCACAGCUAGGGACUUCUAAUGGCUAAACCUCAUUCCAUGAGUGGUUUUCUCUUUUGGGUCAACUGGAGCGCUGUAGAAUGGAGGUCCCAUUCCAGACAUUCUCUCAAGGGUCUGUCACGCUACCUCCAAGGAGAAUGAGCAAUUUUCAACAGAUGGAGAUAUGUGCUUGUCGCUACUGAACUGGUCCAGUGGUUUCUUUGACUGGACAGAUAGCUAAUAGGACCCUGAAGAGGAGGAUAUAACUUGACCCAUGAAGAAGUAUGUGGAUGAGAAGCCAGGCUGCAGUUUAAAAAGAGGAUGAAUUGGGAAUAGACAGUAAAGGUUUGAACAAAUAUUGCUUUGUGCGCUACAGCUGGGAAAUAUGAUAUGGUAGUCGAGAGAAAAAACAGAAACAGUUCUUCAUCUUUAAUAUUAAAGAUGUACACUGGUGGAUUCAACAAAGCUGCUCAGGUGUAGCCAUCUUUUGGCUGAUCUUUGGGUCUCGCUUUUAAUGAGACACAGGGAUGCCCCAACUAUAUUGAACUGCAUCAUCCUAACCACCUUGUUGUUGAGGUUGUCAGUUACGAUGCUUAGGAGGGGUCUACUUGCCUGGCUCUCUCGGGUGGGUGUUCUGUUAGUGGUGAUAUGCUGUUGCCUUUCCCUCCUUUAUGUUAUCACUUGCAGUCCUCACACUGAUGAACCCAUUGCUGGGCAACCCUUGCCUAGGGCUGGAGGUAUUGGGAUAGCAGGUGGACCAAGUCACCUAGGUGGUGUUGGAGGUGCCCUUAUUGGCCCUGCCAGUCGGGAAGGGUUCCAGGCCUUGCUACAAGAGCGAGAAGACCAGCACCGGCAGCAUAUUGCCAGCUUGAAGAAACAAAUUGCCCAACUUAAAGAGGCUCUCCAAGAACGCAGCGGACAACUCAAAGGAGUACAAGACUCUUUAGAGAAGACAGCUGGGAAGGGAACAGGGGGUGGCAUGGCCGAUGAUCACAGUUAUACUGACCUGCAAGAGUUCCUUCGCAGCCAGCUAAGCCAGGCUGAGGUACACACUGGUGUACGACUGCCAAGCGAGUACGCCGUGGUGCCCUUUGAAAGCUUCACCCUACAGCGUGUCUACCAGCUGGAAAUGGGGUUGACCCGCCACCCUGAGGAGAAGCCGGUGCGAAAGGAUCGAAGGGAUGAGCUGGGCGAGGUGGUGGAAAGUGCACUGCAUGCCCUUAAUGCCCGAAAUUUAGGAGGAGACAAAAUGAAAGCCAGCAAAGUCUACACACCAUCCGACUUUAUAGAAGGCAUCGCACGCACAGAGAAGGACAAGGGCACACUGUAUGAGCUGACCUUCCGUGGUGAGCAGAGGCAGGAGUUUCGCAGGCUGGUUCUCUUCCGGCCCUUCGGGCCUCUCAUGAAAGUGAAGAGUGAGCUUGUGGAGACGGCCAACAUGCCCAUUAACAUUGUGGUGCCUCUAGCUCAGAGAGCUGACAAAUUCAGACAGUUUAUGCACAAUUUCAGAGAGGUGUGCAUGAAGCAGGAUGGGCGGGUGCACCUUACCGUGGUUUAUUUUGGAAAGGACCAGAUGAAUGAGGUCAAAGGAACCUUGGAGAACACAUCAAGGGAGCUAAACUUCCGUAACUUCACACUGAUUCAGCUGAAUGAAGAGUUUUCACGCGGCCGAGGGCUGGACGUGGGUGCACGUGCCUGGAAGGGAGGAAACGUCCUACUCUUCUUCUGUGAUGUUGAUAUCUUCUUUACAGCCGACUUCCUGAACACAUGCCGCUUGAAUGCUCAACCCGGAAAGAAAGUGUUUUACCCAGUUCUCUUCAGCCAAUAUAACCCAGCUGUAAUCUACGGCAGCCAUAAUCACAUCCCCCCUGUGGAACAGCAGCUGAUCAUUAAGAAAGACACUGGCUUCUGGAGGGACUUUGGCUUUGGAAUGACCUGCCAAUACAGAUCAGAUUUCAUCAAUAUUGGUGGUUUCGAUGUGGACAUUAAAGGCUGGGGCGGCGAGGACGUCCAUUUGUACAGGAAAUACCUCCACAGCAAAUUGCUGGUAGUGCGCGCCCCAUCACGCGGCCUCUUCCAUCUUUGGCACGAGAAACGCUGUGCUGAUGAACUUCCCCCGGACCAGUACAAGAUGUGCAUGCAGUCCAAAGCCAUGAACGAGGCCUCGCAUGGGCAGCUGGGCAUGCUGCUCUUCCGUCACGAGAUCGAAGCACACCUCCGAAAACAGAAACAAAGAAACGAAGCCAAAAAAGCUUGAUGCUCUUAAAGGGAUAGUUCACCCAAACAUUUUUAUUCUGUCAUCAUUUACUCAAACCCUUAUGACUUUUUUGAUCUGUAAUACACAAAAAAACAAAUUUAGGAAAUGUUAGGGUCAGCUCUUAACCUUCUGCCAAACAUCUCUUUUUGUAAUCCAUGGAAGAAAAACAAGUCAUACAGGUUUUGAACAAUGUAGAAUUUAGUGACUGAUUACAAAAUGUUCCUUUUUGACUGAACUAUUCCUUUAAAUCAUAGAUGAGAAAAGGAAGUGUAGAAAUUAAAAAAUAUGGCCUUCAGUGAAGAGCUGGCUUAAGUAAGACUGCACAAGCACAAAUAUGCAAACCCAAACACUGAGAUAACCAAGUGACGCAACAGGAACACAGCAAGAGACAAGAGACAGAUGAGAUAGUCAAGUGCAGAAGAUGACCUUAAAGUUUUCAUGGACUCUUUUGAUUGUUAAAAUGAUCCUUCAUCUGCAGUAUUAUCCAGAUACAGCGCAUAAUGUCUGUAAUACACUUGUGCACUUCAGUGAGAAGUAUCUACUAUGGUAAUAAAUUGCUGUCUUUUAGAAAGAAUUCUAUGCUACUGGAGGUACUGUAAGACACCAGCUAUAAAUGGUACGGCAGACUGAGCAGUGUUGGAACACAUUUUGUGUUAACAUUUGUAACUUUGUGCUAUGUAUCACAAACUAUAAUAUAAAAUUCCUUUCUUUAUCUGAUACAAAUUAAAGUAGUUUAAAAAUCUUCUAAUUAUCCCUAAACUGUGUAUAAAAAAAAAAAAAAAAAAAAAUCAAGUUCUGGGUCCAGAACUAGUACUUUGGACAUUAGUGUUACCACAAGCUAGCAAUUCAGUGUUACUAGAGUUUUAGUACACUAUCAUGCAAAGGUGAGAUGUAUAUUCUCAGUUAAUGCCAUUUGGGCAAAGUAUUAAUUAUUUUAUGAGAUGACAUGACUUUUGUCUCUUAGAUGAGCUUUCUCACAGAGUACAAUUGGUUAAAAUGGGCUUGACUGUACCCCAUGUUGGAAAACAGAAUAGUAGACAGAAAAUGCCUUAUUGCUUUUUGACGUAAAGUAGUUUGAACUGCUGAAUUGUUAGUUUCUCAGUCAGUAAGAGAAAGACUAUAAGGGCUUUAAUGUAUGUAUUUAAAAGUGACAACUGUGCUAACAGUUAAUAUGACGAUUUGUUCAAAGAAUUGCAAUGAUAAUUGUUAUUUUUAGAUUUGUUUUGAAAGUUACCCUUCUUUUGAUUUAUUGAAGAUGUGGCGCCAUCUACUGGUGGAAAAUAUUACAAUGACUUGUGACCGCAUGGACUUAUACGGCAACUAUAACAUUUAUUUAUAACUGGUCAGACAAGCAUUGAAAAUAUAUUUUUUAAUUUUAUUUUUAUUUUUAAAUAGACCAAGAACUAUAAUAUUUUUUUAUUUUGAAUAAGAGCCUAAUGAAUUUGCAAAUAGCACUACUGGAGAUUAACAGUAUUAGGAGGGUUUAUUUCGGUUACCCUUCCAAACACAAUUGGUGCACAAUUUACAAUCUUCAGCAGUUUCAAGGCUUCAGUUUUAACAGGUUUAUUGACGUUCAGACCUGUCAGAUAUCAAAGACUUCCGGGUGCAAAGCACUCAAGAAACUCUGUAGAAUAGCUUUAAAAGUAUUAUUUUAUGAGGGACAUGACGCUUUAUAUGACCCUUUUUACCCCCAAAAGUCAAAUAUUGUAUGUUUGUUUGUAUUCUUGAAAUAAUUUGUUUUGAGACAUAUUAGUUCUGAUUUAUUGUAAAUUAUUAUUAUUAUUUUUUUUUUUUGUUUGUUUUUUUUUUUUUGUUAUUUCAAGGACAAAGUAGAAUAAAGCGAAGCAAAAGUGAAAAGUGUUGUUGGCCAUCAGUGAAAUGAACAUGUUUUGUCCAGUCUUCACCUAUAGAUGGCAGUAUUUCAUCAUUAUUUUGAGAGGUCAGAAACACUCGGCGCUUUUUCAUUUCUUUGUGACUCAACACAUGAUGAUGUGUAGCCUAUUGCGAUUUUUAAAUCUGUACCAACACACCAUUAAGAAUUUGUAGUUGUUUUUAUUAUGACAUAUGGCAUAGUCUACUAAAUGAAGGUUACAUAUGACUCUUGAGUCUUGAUGACCUUUAAGUGUAGAGAAAACAACUUUAUUGCACUGCACAUCAAACUGAAGACAGGCUUACAAUGUAAAAAAAAAUAAAAAUAAAAAUAAAAAAAAGUAAUCGUGUCAGUGUAUGUAUUACAGUGAAUACUACAGCAGACACUUUCACAAGCUAACGAGCAUAAUCAAUAAAAAGGCGAAGACUGUCAUUGCAUACAUGGAGGGGAACCAUUAGAAUCCUGACUGCGUGUGUGUAUAAUUUUCAUAUAUGUAAAUGUAAUAAAUAAAUUAAAUAACUACUAUAUCGUAUUACUACUGUAAUACGAUAUAUAGAUGAAUAUAGAUAUUUAUAUAAUAUUCAUUUGCUAUUAAGAUAAAUAUUAAAGUAUAUUGUGGCAGUGGGGGCAUGGUCAAGCGCCCGUCCGGGAGGGAAAGCGGUAAGGGCGCUUGCACCUGUCUCUAAUUUCAGUGAGCACGGGGAGAGC
This is a messenger RNA of Xyrauchen texanus (razorback sucker), 5246 nucleotides long. Its product is annotated as chondroitin sulfate N-acetylgalactosaminyltransferase 1-like. Lineage: Eukaryota; Metazoa; Chordata; Actinopteri; Cypriniformes; Catostomidae. The coding region runs from base 926 to 2668 and encodes 580 amino acids. The transcript is spliced from 8 exons. Gene Ontology annotation, cellular component: Golgi cisterna membrane. Gene Ontology annotation, molecular function: glucuronosyl-N-acetylgalactosaminyl-proteoglycan 4-beta-N-acetylgalactosaminyltransferase activity. The record is from RefSeq and is a predicted model, not a curated record.